Messenger RNA from Nelumbo nucifera (sacred lotus), 1744 nucleotides. Its product is annotated as Zinc finger C-x8-C-x5-C-x3-H type family protein. The record is from RefSeq and is a predicted model, not a curated record. Gene Ontology annotation, molecular function: metal ion binding. NCBI's taxonomy places the organism in Eukaryota, Viridiplantae, Streptophyta, Magnoliopsida, Proteales, Nelumbonaceae.
UUGAACAGGUCGAAAUGUUGUGUAUGUAGCACCAAUGCCGAUACUUCGGGGUUCAAGAUGAAGUAUGGUUGCUAGCUUCUUCUAGUGUCUAUUUCGAGCCCUAAGUCAUCUGAUCUACUUUCUACCCAAAAAAAUGUCAUCUGAUCCACUAGGGAGUAGCUUUGAUCCGUUUUCAUCCCAAUCGGUUCUAUCCUUUCUGAUUCAUCCAUUUUCGUGAGGUCCGGCUAGUUAACGUGGUCCCUGCUACUGAGGGAUAGGAGCAGAAAACAUGUAUCGAAAGAAAGAGCCUUGCAGAAACUUUCAGCGAGGCAGCUGUCAAUAUGGUGAACGGUGCAAGUUUCUCCAUGUGACUCAACAACAACCGAAGCCAAAUCCCUUUGGAUUCGGCACUGGGUCACAAUAUAACACAAAUCAAUCACAACAAAAACCUAACCCAUUCGGAUUUGGAGUACAAAGCAGUUCACAGUCAAAAGGGGCCUUUGAUUUUAGUGCCAAAAACCAGAAUCAGUUUAAGCCAUUUGAAAAUAAGUGGGUGCGUUCCUCUACUUUGCCCCUUUCCUCAUCUCGGCAAGCUGACAAUCAGGCUCAGGUUCCUCCUCAUAAAUGCACAGAUCCUGAAUCAUGCAAACAGCAAAUUGUUGAAGAUUUUGAGCAUGAAAGACCACUUUGGAACCUUACUUGCUAUGGCCACUGUAAAUAUCACCCAUGUGAUAUUGUUGGUGAUAUUAGCUAUGAAGAAUUGCGGGCAGCAGCAUAUGAUGGAGCAAAGAAUAAAAUGAGCUUGGAGUCCAUUGUUCAAAGAGAAAGGAGUUUACUCAAUUCAAAGUUAAUUGAAUUUGAGAACUUACUAAGAAAUCCAUAUGUUAAACCCAAUUCUGUUCCUUCUGGGCCAAGCCCAUUUCCUGGGACCAAUUCCAAUGUAUCCCCAGUGGCUGUUCCAAAUAAUAUGCCUCCUUCAAUGUCUAGUUUUAGUCAACUGGGAACAUCACUUAAUCUGGGAUCUGGUACUGGUGCCUCUAUGUCAUUAGAUAAUCCUUUUAUUCAAGCAAGUUCUUUCCAAAAUUCAGGCCAGACUUCAAGUGGAUUGGGUGUUAACAUCUCAACAUUUAGAAAUGAAGGUACUACAGGAUCAUUAUGGAGCCAACAACCUGUACAGCCACUUGGAAGUGCCUCUAAAUUUAACAUUUCAAACUCAAACAACAAUUUCACGGGUACUAUAAGCAGCCAAUUUUCUACUUCCUCGGCAGUGUCAGCACAGCUUCCCAGUUCAACUAACUGGGAUAGCAAUAAAACAGCUAUUAAUAAGAAUGCAAGUAUUUGGCAAGAGGAAUGGAAUCCAGGAGAGAUUCCAGAAGAAGCACCUCCAGAUGAAUUUUUAUAGGAUGGUUACUGUUAGGAUGAAGCCAGCCAGUUGUACAGGAAGAGGGUAAGGUCCUAGCUGGCUUGUACUUUAUUGGAUGCUUGGUCUUUCUGUUGGCAAUGGUUCUCCAUUUGGUCAUAAAGGUCUCGCACUUAUAUGUAUCAACUCUGGAGGGGUGGAAUCAAGGGGGCAAGAGAAUCUUAUGGCUGGACAUCAAUGGUAAAUCAAAGCUGACUUAUUGGCAAGGCCUAUUGCACACCUUUGGGUUCAUUGAAGAACAAUCUCUUGUUGGCUUUUUAUUGUUCCGACCUUUCAACCUGAUGCUUAGAAAUGUAGGUCAAUUAUUUCUAAUAAAGUAUUAAAAUAUUAUUAUCAUUAUCAUCA